AGAAUAGUUUCGUCACAGAAUACUCCAUCGUUUCGUCCAUAAAAUAAAUACAGGGUUUAUUGCCAAUAUAUUAUUUAUUUAUAAAAAUGGUUAGGAAAGGAGGGAAAUGUACUAGAGUAACCAGUUCUACACCAAUUGAACAUAUUUACAAACAUGUCUUGUCUGGUCAAUUUGUAGAAUCUACAAACUCCAAUAUCCAAAAAGUAUCUGGAACAAGAUUAGGCAAAUUCUUUGCAAUCACAAAAGAAGAAGAAUAUAAACAAGUAAUAUACCAAAGUAUAACUGUGAUGGAGAUAUAUAGGAAUAAAUCUUUUGAAGAAUUAAGAUAUGAAGAUUAUAAGAUGAACAAAAAGCGAUUUAAUUACAAUACAGCAACAUUUGGACAAAGUAGUGGAUUUGGUUGGCCAAUUCAACAAAGUAAAUUCACAAAUAUUGGUCACAAUAUAGUAACAUUUAGAGGAAGUAAUGGAUUUGAAUGGCCCAAUCAGCGACACAUAUUUACAGGUUUUGGUCAGAGUACAUCAAUAUUUGGGCAACAUAAUGGGUUUGAGUGGCCAAAUCAGCAACAAAUAUUUACAAAUAUUGGUCAUAAUAGACUACCAUUUACCAACCAAAAUACAGUAACAGGAUUCAAUGAUAGUAAAUUUGUUAGCAGUAACCAAUUUGAUGCACAAAAGUUUAGUUUUGACACUAGAAAAAAAAAUAAUCAGCUACCUUUUGGACAAACAUCGUCUACAUCUACUUUUGGUGGACGUACUACCAGUUUUAGGAUAAAUCCAAUCAAUUCUAGCCGUAUUAAACCAAAUACAUCCGAUUGUACUACCGACAAACCUAUAAAGCUUUGUACUGAUGAGGAAUCUGUAAGUUUAAUGUCUGAAUCCAGUCAUGGGAAGUUUCAAGAUUUGUUUAAUAAUACUAGUAUACAUCCAAUAGAAGCUUUUGGAAGUAAUAACGACACAGUAAAUGAAUCCAUUGUUAAACCUCAACUUCCCGAAUGGUUAUCCUAUACCGAUGUCUUAGUCACUUCCAUUGAUUUACCAACAGAGAGCUUAUCCCGAUUUUUAUGUAUUCAAUGCCACAAAGUCCUUUCCAGAUUUCCAGUUUUUUGUUCCGCAGGAGGAUUUAUUUGCGGUCGGUGUCCAUAUCCAAAAAAUUGUGUAAGAAAUGACAUUUAUGAAUUACUGGCCCAAAAAUUAAAAUUUCCUUGCUGUUACAAAGAACAUGGAUGUUCAGAGAAUUUGUUUCCGAAACAGGUGGAACAGCACGAAAGUACAUGUAAAUUUAAAAAAUAUCUCUGUCCCAUGAACUUAACCCCAGCUUGUGAAUGGAAAGGCUUUUCUACCGAACUAUUAGACCACUAUUCUCAGUGUCACCAAAUGUUUAUUAUGCAGAAUACAGAACUAUUUGGGGUGACUUUUUUUUCUACCAAGGACGAAAAUUUUCUUUUAUCACAUAAGGACAACUUAUAUUUAAUUAAUCGUCUAACAGAGAAGAAAACAUUUUCUUGUACAGUUUCUUACAUAUGUCAUGAUUCAAAUAAAGGAGACAGUUAUUAUUACAAACUAAUCUUUGAAAAUAAAAAUAAGCCUUGUUAUGAAAUUCAGAAUCCAAUAAAUGUAACCACACGAGUUAAACUUGAAGAUUUAGUUCAAUCCAAUUCAAUAAACAAUUUUAAUAUGGGCUUUGGUAAAAUUGAAAUUUUCAAAGGUGAAAAAAUGUCUAAGAAGCAUAAGAAAGGAGAAGAAUCGAACACUAAUGUAGAUUAUGAUAUAUUGGAAGAAUUGGAAUGCAUGAUUUGCUGUGAAUAUAUGUUACCUCCAAUUUACCAAUGUUUAACCGGUCACAGUAUAUGUGAGGAAUGCAAAGAAUCAAUUAAAGAGUGUCCCAUUUGUAGAAAAGAAUUCCAGAACACCAAAAACUUUGCACUUGCUCAUAUCAUUGAGCAUCUCAAUUAUCCUUGCAAAUAUAAUGGAUGCAAGUUUGUAACCAAAUCAAAAGACAUUAGGAAACAUCAAACUACUUGCAUUUAUUCACCUACAAAUUGUCAAUUAAAAGAACACUUUGAUUAUUAUGAAGAGACUUAUUUUGACGAAGUUUAUGGUCACAUUGUUAAAAACCACGAUGAAAUAUUGCAGAUAAAUUGUAGUGAAAAAAAUAGUACUCCUAAAAGUAUUGUUAGAAGUUGUUUUCUUGUCAUAUAUGAGUCUAAAAUAUUUAAGUUACUUUCGCUAUAUACGAAUAGUAAACUUUGUUUCACAGCUCAGUUUAUGGAGCCUUUGUAUGAAAGUUCCAGUUACCGGUUUGAUAUAGAUAUUUUAGACAAAAACAAAAAAUCUGGGUUACGUAGGACAAGUUGUUGUGGUCUAAUGACAGAUUUAAAAACUGCUUUUGAUGAUGAUAUGGCAGUAAUAAUGUUCACACAUAAUGAGAUUCAAAAUUUGAUUGAAGAUCAGAUAUUUUUCAAAAUUAAAAUAUUUAAAACUUGAAAGUGCUCUUAGCUAUUUUUUUUGUAUAUUUUAGUAAUACUUUUGUAUAUUUUUACUAGAUUUGUAAUAAAUGUUUUG
Messenger RNA from Diabrotica balteata, 2564 nucleotides. NCBI's taxonomy places the organism in Eukaryota, Metazoa, Arthropoda, Insecta, Coleoptera, Chrysomelidae. The record is from the annotation of a GenBank genome assembly.